Molecule: messenger RNA, 1469 nt
Organism: Xylona heveae TC161
Lineage: Eukaryota; Fungi; Ascomycota; Xylonomycetes; Xylonales; Xylonaceae
Exons: 3
Coding region: 76-1236 (386 amino acids)
Biological process (GO): mitochondrial translation
Cellular component (GO): mitochondrial small ribosomal subunit
Molecular function (GO): structural constituent of ribosome
Source: RefSeq, a predicted model, not a curated record
GCAUGAUUUGAUGCUCCACGCCAUCAAUUAUCCACAAAUCUGCCCGUUCAAGUGCGCCAGCAGCUGUCAACGGCCAUGGCAGCGGCAAUGAAUCGAAUGGGCUUGGCAGCCCUGCGCUGCCCGUCGAGAAUAUCAUCGACGUCUCGAUCAAUGGCGCCAAUUGCGUCUUCCGUUUCAGUUUCUUCGAGAUCCACAUCCGCUCGAUCUUUUACCAGCACAUCCCUUAAACAGGACGACAGCUCCUCUGCCACAUCGACUUCGACCGUUUUCCGUGACUCACUUGAUCCUACCAUCCGCAAUGUCUAUGAUUCGCUGUCGCCACAAGAGCAGAAAGAGUUUGAGGCUUCAUCCAGUGGUCUGAAGCAACACAUGCGAAAGCCUGCCGUUCGUGACCGAUUGGAACGUGCGGUUGGUGAAGCCUCACACUACGUCGACGUGAAUGAGCCUAGAGAAUAUAUAGUGUUCGCCAGAGAGCAACAAGGUCUGUUGGCAAUGGGAGAGCCGGAGCCUGAGGAUUUCGGAGCCGACGACGAAUUUGCCCACGAUGACAUUUCCUCGCAUGCGCAUGGUGACCUCGAGCAGCACCGUGAGAUGAGAGAAUAUGCGCGAAUUGCGGCGUGGGAGAUGCCUCUGUUGUCAAAACUCGCCAAGCCUUUCGUCCCGCCGGCCAAGGACGAGCCUCUCCGUUUCCGCUACACCACUUACAUGGGCGAAUCGCACCCCGCUGAGAAUAAGGUUGUGGUGGAAUUUUGCACAAAGGAUUUGCCCAACCUGAGCGAGACCCAGCGUAGCAAGCUCAUUAAGAUUGUUGGCGUACGAUACAAUCCUGACACGGAUAUCGUCAAGAUCAGCUGCGAGAUGUUUGAGUCGCAAGCCCAGAACAAGCGCUACCUGCUCGACGUUGUCGAUGAUAUCAUCAAGGAAGCCAAGGACCCCAAAGACACCUUUGCAGAUAUCCCCUUUGACUUCCGCCACCACAAGCCGAAGCGGCAAUUCCGCUUCCCCAAGGAAUGGCUGAUGACACCGGAGCGUCAGCAGCAGCUUCUCGCGAAGCGCCAGCAAGCCUUAUUAGCUGAGACGCAGCGCGAGAAAGAAGGCACUCUACUUGAUGGCGUCAAGGUCAUUGACCGCGCCCUCGCUCGUGCGGCCUUCUCGCAACCCCAACAGACGCCGCAGCUCCAAACUGUCGCGGUUCCCGCUGGCAAGAAAGCAGCCAAGGGUGGCCGUAGAAGAUGAGAGAAUGGUGGCUCUUGGAAAGUCCUAGAUGGACUUGCCGAAUAGUCCUUCUCAAUCGUCACCGACCGUUUAUAUUUAUCCUCAUACCAUCAUCUUCUUCGAGCGGUGUUCUAUUGGCUGCUUUUCUCCUCCUUGUACCUCUGUACUCCUCCCUGUACCAUAUAUUUUAUGUCGGUAUCACUAGAUUUUACAUAUGUCCAUUUUUCUUUUUAGAUUACCUCUGGCGCGGAGCA